This is a messenger RNA of Lodderomyces elongisporus, 1191 nucleotides long. Its product is annotated as triglyceride lipase. Lineage: Eukaryota; Fungi; Ascomycota; Pichiomycetes; Serinales; Debaryomycetaceae. The coding region runs from base 1 to 1191 and encodes 396 amino acids. The record is from RefSeq and is a predicted model, not a curated record. The transcript has a single exon.
AUGUCAUUUACACUUGAAAAGAAAGAGACACAAGCUUAUCUCUACAGAGCCAAAGGAAGUACUCUUUUGGCUGGCGAGGAAGAUCUCAAAAUUGUCUACAAUAAAUACAAGACAAAUUGCCCCUUACCCAAGUCAGAAUCACAGCUUCGAUUCAAUUUGAUUUUUUGUCAUGGAACUGGGUUUAACAAGUCGAUUUGGCACUACCACAUCAAACGAUUGUAUCAAUUGUCGCAAUCAUUACAAGUUCCAUGGUUCUUAGACUCUGUUCUUUCAAUUGAUGCUUUGGGACACGGUGACUCAAGCUUGGCGAAUUAUGGGAAAUUGGGCCCCGUUUUUACUUGGGAUGAUGGAGCAAGAGAUGUUAUUCAAGUUAUGCAGCAUGAAAUUAAGACUACUGGUGAUUUCAAAAACAAUUUGGAAUCAAGAAAUGUUUUGAUUGGGCAUUCUAUGGGUGGAUUUGUUGCAUUGUAUGCGGCAUUCUUGGGCCAAACCUUAUUUGACUCGGUGAUACCAAUUGAAGCAGUCAUUUACGGGAAACCAGAAGGUUUUGAGUUAUUUAAAAAGAUUUUUGGUAAAGUUCAGCAAUUGAUGAUUGAUACGUUUGACUCUGAGGAAGAUGCCAGGUUCUUUUUCGAGCACUUUAACUUUACCAAGAAAUUCAACAAGGAAGUGUUGAAUGAUUAUAUUGGUGACGAAAUCAUCAAAGUUAAGGAUAAAGAAAGUGGAAAUGAUAUAUACAAGAUUAAAUGCUUAAAGCCACAUCAAAUGGCAGGCUACUGUGGAGCAUUCGUUUCAAUUCACAAAGGAAUGUCAGCGUUGCCAUUGAUCAAAGUACCAGUAUUGCAUGUAAUUGGAGAAAAAGCCAAGUGGAACCCACCAGAGAGCAAAGACUGGAUCAGAAACGCGAUUGACCCCAAAUAUUUUGCUGGAGGAGUAGAUGUCAAGGAUGGAGAACAUUUACUUGUAGGUGAGAUGCCCGAUGCUAUUGUUGAUGUUAUCAAGGACUUUUUGAACAAACGAAACUCUGAUUUUAAGAGCGAGGUUGCCGAAAUGCCAGAAACCAAACUUAAAGGUGAUAAAAAAGCUAUAUUUGAUCAAGAAUACGAAGCUUUAUUGAACUUUGAUCUUGAAAAGAUGUACGGAUUUGAACUUUUCACAAGGUAUGAUCUCAUUGGCCAAGUAAAGCUUUGA